GGCGGAUUAAGGGGGUGCAGGUGAGGGAGGCGGUGUUGGAUGUGAAGGUGUGGUUGGUUGUUGUUAUGAUGGCUUGUAGGUACACGAUUAAUGGGGCAGUUGCGGGCUUUGGGCCGUUGAUUGUUUCGACUUUUGGGUAUACGCCGCUGGAGUCGAUACUACUUCAGUUUCCCUUGGGGACAUUGUGUUUCAUCAGCAUUCUGGUGUCUGGGUACCUGAGCACUCGGUUCAAGAACGUCAUGAUUCCGAUCCUUCUGCUCAAUACCGGACCGGUCAUCGCUGGGUGUAUAACCAUCUGGAAAUCCUCGUGGGAGCCGCCACGGCCAGUAGGUCCAGUAAUCGGCUACACGCUCAUCGGGACGUUUGGCGCCGUAGUAAGCCAAAUAAUCGUGCUGGGCAUGUCAAAUGUGGCAGGCCAAACUAAGAAGAGUAUCAUGGCGGCCGCCAUAUUCGUAGCAUACUGCGUUGGGAAUAUUGUCGGACCUCAGCUGAUCAAGAGCGAGACAAAGGCUCAGCACUACCCUGAGCUGUGGACUGGACUGAUAAUAUGCUACUGCAUUACUGUUGCUGCUACUCUCGCUCUUUGGUUCGUAAUGUGGAAGGAGAACAGAACGAGAGAUGCGCACGCACAGAGAGCUGGGCAGUCUUACAAUGAUGACGAGCGUGAUAAGCUCGCUUUUCAGGACUUGACAGACAAGCAGAACCCAUACUUUCGGUAUGUAUGGUAGGGUAGAGGUAGU
Messenger RNA from Pseudovirgaria hyperparasitica, 740 nucleotides. RefSeq lists its product as uncharacterized. Gene Ontology annotation, cellular component: membrane. NCBI's taxonomy places the organism in Eukaryota, Fungi, Ascomycota, Dothideomycetes, Acrospermales, Acrospermaceae. The coding region runs from base 69 to 728 and encodes 219 amino acids. The transcript is spliced from 2 exons. Gene Ontology annotation, molecular function: transmembrane transporter activity. The record is from RefSeq and is a predicted model, not a curated record.